CAAUACCCGAGCUCCUCCACUCUCCACAAAAUGUCGGAGUCGCUCUUUUCAUCUUGCGCGGAGGUACUUUCUCUUUGCCAACAUUCGGCAGAUGACCUCUCGGCACUCCUGGAUCCUGACACAGGGUUCGCGCCGCGUCUCCGCAAGCUCUGCACCGACGAGCUCAAUGAGCUCGAACGAGGAGGUCACUCUCACGCGUCAGCAGCCGAGGUUGAAGCACUGCGAAUGGAGGCGAACACUUGGGGGCUGCUACAGGCGGUUAUGCCUGCGCGAAAGACGGAACCAGAACCCUCCCCGAGCCCACGCGAACUCCUCGCCGAGAACCCAUACACUCCAACAUCUACUCUCGCUCAGGCUAUCAUGAAAUCUUCGCCCCUCCUCUCCGAACUCAUUGUCGUCCGCGAAUGGCUGCAUGAGACUGCACCUUCACCACAGUACCCGGAGGCCACGACUGGCUACUGGAAGUUCACGAAACAUAACGUGAUGCAGGCGCUGCGGACAGGCGGGUCGCGGGACGGGUUGGUGAAGGAGAUGGAUCCGGAUGCUGCAAACAGAGGGGACGGGAAGUCACUCGCUGCGGAUGACUCGCGUUUCGAGAAAAGCCUCGCUCAGGCAUUGUAUACAUUCGUGAGGGCGGGUCGGUUGGAGGACGCGGUGGAAAUAUGUCGGAAGUCACAUCAGCCAUGGCGUGCGGCGAGUAUACGCGGGUCACUCUUGUUUCAGUGGCGGGCCAUUGCACACGAAAGCGCCGAAGACGACGGAGCGGACGAUUACGAUGACGCUGAAGGAUGGCAAGGUAACCGACAUCGUAGACAGUGGAAACGCGCAUGUGCUCGAGCAGCCAAUAAUACUAGUUUGUCUGAUUCCGAACGAGCCCUCUAUGCUGCACUCGCGCCGUGCCCGGAGACGUUCACCGUACUCAAGUCCGCGUGCCGAACAUGGGAAGACCACCUUUGGGCGCAGGUCUGCAUUCUCUGUGAAGAGAAGCAGUCCCAGGAGAUGCUCAAGCUGGGAGGCGGGUUCUGGGACGAAGGCCUUGCUGCGCUGAAGAAGUUGGGUGGCCUCCAAAACGACGUCAACCAAGGAGAGGAGGAGGAAGAGUGGUUGAAUGAGGCGACGGCUAGUCUGGAGGGGCUGAGCGGGGCACAAGUCGAGGACGGACCUCCGGCCGACCAUGCAUUCCAUGUCUGCCAGUUGGCUAUCAUCAUGGACCGCAUACACCCUCUGCUCGAAGGCUUCGCGUCAGGGUUACAGAACGGAAUGUAUGAGCCAAGUAUGCCUGAGUAUGCGACGAUGACGCGUUUCUUUGCCCACCUUGCACUGUUCCUCCAGAUGAUCGAUGUUUCAGUACCCCCAUUAGCUACACAGGUUGUUCUAGAGGCGUAUCUCCAGCUCCUCGAGUCUGCUGGCCAACGAGAGCUCAUCGCCAUGUAUGCGGGAGCUCUUGGUGAGAAUGCAGUCGAGCGCUACGCAAUGUUCCUCACUUCGCUGGAGCUCAACGCGGACAUCAACGAGCGGCGCAUGGCGCUCACCCGCGCACGCGAGCACGGUCUGGACAUGAGUCGCGUUGCUAUCGUCACUGCUGAGAGGACUAUCGAAAGAGCGUUCAAUGCACUACCUUCACUGAGCGGGCCGCUACCGUCUAUUGUCGCGCUGCAAGCCGCUGCGACUAGCGAGGAGAUGCUCCUGCUCCGUUCGAUAGAAUGGACGACGUUUAUGGACAACACGUACAAGACGGCACUGGAGCAAGCCACGGUCAUUUUGCGAUACUUCCUCGGGUCAGGACGGAUCAAGCUUGCGCAAAGCCUGCUCGAACUGCUCCCGGCUGAACUUGCAUCGAUUGACGGACCUGAAGAACUUUCGGUCGAGUAUCUGAACUACCGCCAGUUCUUCACCAUCUGGGAGGCGCUCGACCGGGUGACGGAGUGUCGGUCCCUCGAAGUCUCGCUGAUGGGUAAGGAGGCGCGUCUUUCAUGGCUCAAGGACUACAAGGGUCUGAUCGAUCAAGCCUAUGAGCUCAUCGAAAAAUUGCUCACGUCCGAUUGGCUCUUUGCUGAUGAUAACACUGGUACCCGACGUGCCAAAGAGCUCGGACGUAUCCGACAGAUCUACGUUCCGGAGCUAAUCAUCCGCGUGCAUGCACUACUCUUCACAUCUCGAACGCAUAUUCCUGAAAAUCUGAGACGAUGCUUGAUGCUGGCGACAGUGGUGGCUGACUCGCGGUAUAAGCUGUACGAUGACUUCCUCGAUGGUGAGCCACGCAAGCUAGGCGAGUAUCUGCAGGCUGUGAGGCAGGCGACUUUGGCGGGUAUUGAGGGAGGAGGGUCGGAUCUGUUCAGAGUCAUUUCUCAGUAG
This is a messenger RNA of Coniophora puteana RWD-64-598 SS2, 2355 nucleotides long. RefSeq lists its product as uncharacterized. Gene Ontology annotation, molecular function: structural constituent of nuclear pore. The transcript is spliced from 14 exons. Gene Ontology annotation, cellular component: nuclear pore; nuclear pore outer ring. The record is from RefSeq and is a predicted model, not a curated record. NCBI's taxonomy places the organism in Eukaryota, Fungi, Basidiomycota, Agaricomycetes, Boletales, Coniophoraceae. Gene Ontology annotation, biological process: protein import into nucleus; mRNA export from nucleus; regulation of DNA-templated transcription. The coding region runs from base 31 to 2355 and encodes 774 amino acids.